AUGGUCACGUCCAACAACGCCUCGCCCUUUCUGGCAGAAGAAGAGACGGCAUCGGCCAACGAGAAGCGGCUUCACACAAUAGAAACGACACAAUACAUCAUGGAGAAACCCUCCCAAACCUCCCUGGCCUCGGCUACAGUCAUCGCUAGUACCAGCACGACGGCAGAAAACCAGACGCAGGAGCUGCACGAAAAGAACGGGCGGCUCAGCUCAGGAAGCAGGCCCGAAGGCCUGACUGGAUCCUCGGGCCUGCCGACACCCACAUCGGGCCACCAGAACCCCUUCGACACAGACGUGGAGGCCAUGAUCACACAUACCACUAGCGAGGGCACCAGCAACGGAGGCGCUGGCCGGCGAUCCAUUGCCUGUCGCGGCCUUGGCGACUCGCAAGUCUGGCCCGGCCAGAGUCACUGGAAGAAGAAGGCCAAGGAGCAAAAGAUGAAGCGGUCGUGUUCCUGUCUGUCGCGGCUUAGCAAGCGCAAUCGGCUCAUUGUCAAGGUGUUGAUCGUCGUUCUUGUUGUGGGCGUCGCCAUCGGCGUCGGCUUGGGUAUCAGCAAGCCCCUGGGUGCCCCAAUUUGGGGACAGCGCAACUCAUGA
Molecule: messenger RNA, 597 nt
Organism: Sporothrix brasiliensis 5110
Lineage: Eukaryota; Fungi; Ascomycota; Sordariomycetes; Ophiostomatales; Ophiostomataceae
Exons: 1
Coding region: 1-597 (198 amino acids)
Source: RefSeq, a predicted model, not a curated record